Molecule: messenger RNA, 1698 nt
Organism: Aspergillus niger
Lineage: Eukaryota; Fungi; Ascomycota; Eurotiomycetes; Eurotiales; Aspergillaceae
Exons: 3
Coding region: 1-1698 (565 amino acids)
Source: RefSeq, a predicted model, not a curated record
AUGUCCGACACCUGUAUUGUGUGCUUAGGAGACCUUGGCGAAAGCGCCAGCGAUCCUCUUGCCGUCGCCGCCGAGGCCGCGCCAAGACUUGACCUCGGGGCAGAGGGCAAGUCGGCGGAUACCUCUCUCAAUCUCGAUGGCGUAGAUGGCACGGAGGAUUCGGGUCAGAUCGCUCAGCUCCUCCCUUGCGGGCAUAUCCUGCACAAUAACUGUCUGAAGCCCUGGGUCGAGCGAGCCAACAGCUGUCCGAUAUGUCGUCGGAGUUUCAACAUGGUCGAACUAAGUGACCGCCCUGGUGGCCCCGUCACAUCUUCCUAUGCCGUGCAGGAUCGAGUCCAGCAAGCAGAAGUCGACCCCUCGAUGAUAAUCGAAUAUAUAGACGAUGACUUCGCCGAUUUCCAACCWUGUCCUAUCUGUGGGGAUGCAGACAAUGAAGAGCUGCUUCUCCUUUGUGAUGGCUGCGAUGUACCCUCUCACACAUAUUGCGUUGGCCUCGAUUCUGUCCCCACGGGUCCUUGGUACUGCGCACGGUGUGUGACGCAACGUCGUCUCGGGCGGUCUUCUGAGACUGCCGACUGGUCUUCCCAGGCACCAGACAGGCGUGGUCGUCGCACAAGAGCACAGCGACGCAGACUGCAGAGCAGAAACCAGCUCAACUCCCUACACUGGGCCCGCGUGUGGCAAUCUGUCUGGGAUCACCUCAACCUCGACUUGGACUUUCCGUUCGAUGAUGACAUGGCUGCGGAGCGCGCUCGACAAGAGCAACGCCGGGAAGAAGCCCAUCAGCGUGAUUUCCGAGCCUGGCAACGUCGCUUUGAAGUUGCCGAACAACAGGGUGGUGGCAAUCGGUUCCGAGACACUGCCGCUCUAUUGGAUAUCGAGGCGCCUCGCCCUUCGCGGCCUCGCGUUCCGCGUGAGCCCACCCCGGAGCCCGAGUCUCUUGAAGAGAUGAGGGCCUGGAAUGCUUUCGAGCGUGCCCGCGAAAUUGAGAAUGACCCAAGCGCGGCCCGGAAACGUAAAGAACCUACAUUGUCGCCCUCUCCCGAGCCUACCGAACCUGAACGCAAGCUGAAGCGGCCCCGGACACGGAGGGCUGAAGACCUGGCAGCUCGGGCUAUGCAGAAUGGCGAGCCCCUCCUCGCCUUCCAUCUCACCUGCCCCGUCAAACCAUUCUUCCCCGCGUCUAUCUUCCGUCACACCGCCUCCAACCCUCCGAAGCAGGCCCAUGUCUCACUACAACUGGGGUCACCAGCAGAUCCGUCCUCUCCACCCUUCUCGCCAGAUGUGUCGCCGGCUGGUUCCGCUCGCAGUGCCCAAGAUGAUCACACAUCACAAGUCCCCACUCGCCGCCCGAAUCGUCGGAUACCUCGCUCUGCCACUCGAUCAGCAGCUAUCCGAUCCGACGAUAGCUCGCCCAGUCGUCCCGGCUUGUCCCUUAAAGUCAAGUCUGACAUACAAAAGUUGGUCGGGUCAUCGCUGAAGCCUUACUAUCGUUCGAAGACCAUCACGAAAGAACAAUACACAGAAAUCAAUCGCAAUAUAUCUAGGAAGCUGUACGAGCGUGCGGGCGACGUCGAAACGCUCGGGAUCGGGGCCAAAGCCACGCUGGCUACUGUGGCCAAGGACGAAGUGGAGAAGGCCAUUGAUGCGUUGAAGCAACUAAAUGACCUCAAUGACUCUGUUGAUGAUAGUUCUUGA